AUGAUUAAAUACAGACAGGCAUUCACUAAAUGCUCUACAGUGAAGAAAGCAAUCUGUGUUAUUAGACAAGUAAAAUAAUCAUUUGAGUUAUAAGCAUUUGAGAAACUUAAGAUUAAUGAUAAAUAUGUACUAUCUGAGGAUGUGGUUGAGAUUAAAUAGAAUGAUAAGAUUUAGUUCUUAUGUGAUUCUAAUUGCUCUAUCCCGCAUCUGUUUCAUUUGAUUAUAUCAGAGCUUAAUAAAAAUAAGCAAGAAAAAUUCCCUUAUCCAAAAGAAAAGGUUUACCAGCCUAUACUUGGGAAAAAGAAGGAUCUUAAGAUAAAUGAGAUAAGAGACCCCAAAAACUGGAUUUAGCAUCACCCCUGGACGAAGGAAGAAAAGAGAUCACUAAAAAGGAUAAUUUUGAUGUUUGGCUAUGAUAGAUGGUCAAAGAUGAGGUCGAUCUCAAAGCAUAGUGACAAAUUGAUAUUUAAAAAAGAUCAUAAUGAAAUUAGGGCUUAUGCAAAUUACUUCAUUUCACUUAUAGUUGACUGUCUUAGUCACGACAAUGACAAUAAAGAGCUAAUCAAGAAAUUACUCAGCAUGGUUUAAGUCAAAGAAUAGGAUGUUAAGGUUGAUGCUUCAGCCAGUGAUUUCGGAGAUAGCUUUAGUCAAAUGGCUAAAAACUGGGGCAAGAGACUCGUUCUCAUCAACAAUAUAGUUGAUUUAGUUAGAAGAUACAAAAAUUAGCAAGCUAAGUUUCAAUCUUUGCCUCAUUUUAAUCAAGACCAAAGACUCUAGAAGCUUUAUAAGACUAAUAUUAACCUAUUGAAUUUUCUUAGUCAAGAGUAAUUAUCUCCUGCUAGACCUGCUUUAGUUUGGACUAGAAGGCAUGAUGUUGAUUUGAUAAUGGGUAGUUUUGAUUACGGAUAUGCUAAUUAUGAAGCAAUAUUGAAAAGCAAAACAUUAAUCUUUGAGGAUACAUCUCAAGGCAAGUUUAAGUCGAAUAUGAUGACAAAGAGGAUAAAAUACGUGAUGAAACAAGUUCUUCUGUUCUUGAAAAGCAAUCAUAAUAAGUAUGAUUUUGAAAGAACAGAUCAUGUAAAGGAAGCCUCUGGAUUCAGUCUUCUAGAGAAGAAUACUCUUUAUGAGAUUUUAAUAAACUAUGGUGUGCCUGUGAUAUCGAAUGAUGAUCCAAAAGACGAUUACGAGUUAUUGAAGGUAUUAUUGGUUAAACAUGUCAAGGGAAUAGAUGCUGAUGUUAAUUUGGGGCCAGAUUCUGUCAAGCCUCUUGAGAAGUUUAUUCAACAGCUGAAUAUCAUGUCGACCAAAAUUAUGAAAGAUUAUUAAAAGCCAGUUGCUGAAAUACUUGCUUAGUGGAAAGAAGAAGAUUAAAGUGGCGAGGAGAGUAGUGAAAAAGAAGAGCAAAAAGGAGAAAAUGGGGAAGUUAUUCCUAAGAAAGAGGAAGAAGUAAAUGAUUUCAAAAUUGAUAAGUAAAGAAUAAAGGCUGCACAUGAAUAUGAAAAGACCUGUCAGAGAUUAGUAUAUGACCCAGAUGGUGAUGGAUUUAACUUUGGAUAUGAAAGGGCUCUGUAUUUUAAGGUGCGUACUAAUAUGUUUAAACUGAUUAGAAAAGAGAUAAUGGCCUAGAAUUUUAGAUUGUAUGAAUAAUGUCUAGAAAAUUUAGCACAGAUAUUAAGAGAUGAAAAGGAGAAACAGCUCACAAAGCUGCCAGAUGAAUGGAUUUGCGACAAGCACGAUAGACAUUUGCUUAAAGCUGUGAGUGAUUAAGGCCUGCCAUUCUUGAAUAAAAUGAAAGAAAAUACCGAUUAUGGCUUUGAGAACAUUAAUGUGCCUAGAAAGAGAUUACAAAAAAGACUAGAAUAUCUUUGCCUUUUCUUUAAAGAGUAAUUACUUAAGUUGAGGAAAAAUAAUCCUUCAUUAAGAGGAGCAGAUCUUUCCACAGGGCAAACUUAAAUUGAUCCGAGAAAGAAGUUUACUAAAAUUGAAGUCGAAAGAGAUGAAUAUGGAAAUAUAAAAUAUCCUAUUAUUGUAUCUCCUACAUUGCAAAUUCUAAAUUUGGGUAUAAUUGAAUUUGAGAAACCAUUUUAUCAUUCUGAAAAAAACUUCUUCCCAAUCGGAUUUAAGAGUUUAAGAGAUUACACUUCAAUGGUGAGACCUGGAGAAAGAUGUCAGUACAUAUGUGAAAUCUUGGACGGAGGCCCAAAACCAUUAUUCAAGGUUACAUGCUCUGAGGAUCCAUAGAAUCCUUUGAUUAGAGAUUCAUCAUCAGGAGUUUGGAUAGAUAUUUGCAAAAAGAUAAAUGAAAUCUAAGGUAACAAGAGAACUAAUGUCACAGUGAGUGGACCUGACAGAUAUGGAUUGGCAGAGCCAGGUGUCAACUAGCUUCUUUAAUGCCUUGCUAAUGCAGACAAGUGUGUUAAAUACAAGUUUAUUUAUUGA
This is a messenger RNA of Stylonychia lemnae, 2439 nucleotides long. The record is from the annotation of a GenBank genome assembly. Lineage: Eukaryota; Ciliophora; Spirotrichea; Sporadotrichida; Oxytrichidae.